This is a messenger RNA of Dendronephthya gigantea, 706 nucleotides long. RefSeq names its product neuroglobin-like. Gene Ontology annotation, molecular function: heme binding; oxygen binding. Bases 148 to 681 code for a protein of 177 amino acids. The transcript is spliced from 3 exons. The record is from RefSeq and is a predicted model, not a curated record. Lineage: Eukaryota; Metazoa; Cnidaria; Anthozoa; Malacalcyonacea; Nephtheidae.
UUAGAUCCCAACUGCACUGCACGAAUUAGCUUAUAGCGCGGGGUUGGCAGGACACUGAACAAAAACAAAGGCUCACUCGAUAGAUCAAAGUAUUUGAUUACCCAAACUUGUGUUAAUACUUCGGUUUGUGAACUUGGCGACUACAAAAUGGGUUGUAAUAUGUCCGCCGACCGUUUAUCAAAGAUUCAUAAUCAAACAGUUAUUCAUACGACGUACAACAAACUGGUUUUAACUGAUGAUCAGAAACAACUGAUCAGGUACUCCUGGGAAUUUUUUGAACCGAAAAAAACAGCAAUUGGGAGAAAGAUGUUUGUCAAUCUAUUUCAAGUGUACCCUGAGAUGCAGAACUUAUUCCCAGAGUUUCGUGGUCAGGGUAAUGUGGACAAACUUGAGACAACACAGUUCCUCAAUGGCCAUGCAAAACGUCUUAUGACGGCAGUUGAAAAUAGCGUCAACGCAUUGGGAGAUUUCGAAUCUUGCUCAACCUAUCUUCAAGAGUUGGGAAGGAGACACAAGAUACGAAAAUUAAAGCCACACUAUUUGGAGAGAAUGGGCGCAGCAAUGAUGUUGGCUUUCAAAGAACUUUAUCCAGAUUUAUGGACGGAAGAAACAGACGAAGCAUGGAAUAAACUAUACAAAUACAUCUCAGAUAUGAUGGUCGAAGGAUUGAACUCGCCAUAAACAUGCAUAACGAAAUAAACGACUU